AAACAACACACCGAGUGAGUGAGUGAGUGAGUGAGUGAGUGAGUGAGUGAGAAUGGAGUUGAAAGUUUAUGUGCAUCGUCUGUCUCAGCCAGCGCGCGCUGUUCUCCUUUUCUGCAAGAUGGCUGGUAUACAAUUUGAGGAGGUCUUUAUAGACUUAACUAUGAAACAGCAGAAGACCCCUGAAUUUUUAGAGAUUAAUCCUUUGGGGCAAGUACCAGCUAUUUCUCAUGCAGAUUUUAAUCUAUUUGAGAGCCAUGCAAUUCUUAUAUAUCUUGCCUCUGCAUUUCCUGGAAUUGCAGAUCACUGGUAUCCGAGUGAUCUAUUGAAGAGAGCCAAAAUUCAUUCAGUAUUGGAUUGGCAUCACUCGAAUUUGCGCCGAAGUACAGCUGCAUAUGUUAUGAAUAGUGCAUUGGCACCGGUGAUUGGGUUACCGUUGAACCCUCAAGCUGCUGCUAAAUUUGACAAACUUUUGUGCGCAUCAUUGUCAACCAUAGACUCCGUUUGGCUAAGGGAAAGUGGCCCAUUUUUAUUUGGUGCCGAUCUUCCUUCUAUAGCUGAUCUAAGCCUUGUCUGCGAAAUCAUGGAGUUGGAGGUUUUGGAUGAAGAGGACAAGAAUCGAAUACUCGGACCGCACAAAAAAGUUAAGCAGUGGAUUAAGGACACAAAACAAGUAACAUUGCCUCAUUUUGAUGAAGUGCACAACGUCCUCUUUAAAACCAAAGCAAGAUUCCAGAAGCAGAGGUCAAUGAGUGCAGCAACAUUACAAUCCAAGAUGUAAAAAUUAAGUAUAACGGUCGAUUCUACUAAUCAUCCGCUUCAUUCUUUUCAGGUUCUUUUCCAUGGAGGUUCUGCACAUUGCAUAUUUCCUAGAACUGAAACCGCGGUUUUACAUAAUCUGUGAUAUCCGGUUAUAUUUCCUUUAAUAAAAAACAUAAGGAUUAUAUUUA
Messenger RNA from Mercurialis annua (annual mercury), 947 nucleotides. RefSeq names its product glutathione S-transferase T1-like. The transcript is spliced from 7 exons. NCBI's taxonomy places the organism in Eukaryota, Viridiplantae, Streptophyta, Magnoliopsida, Malpighiales, Euphorbiaceae. The coding region runs from base 53 to 778 and encodes 241 amino acids. The record is from RefSeq and is a predicted model, not a curated record.